CCUCUCUUCUCGCGAUAGUUCCAUUCCACUACCCGGAGACGGAGAUACCCAGAAGAGAUGGCGGCCAGAGGUAGUUUUCAAUCAGCUCCAACGGGAGGUGGUGGCGGGGGAAUGGGACCCGGACCCCCGGUGCAAGGUGGAGGACCAGGUAUGGGACCUGGAACUCCUGGUGGAAGGAUGGGACCGUCAUCGGGCGCACAGAACCACCUCUAUCGCUCUCCGAUGCCUGGGCCUGGAUACCCGAGACCAGGUGGGAUGCCCCCAUCCAGCCGUAUGACCCCCCAGGGCCCGCCCAUGGGGCCUCCAGGCUACGGCUCCAGCCCUGUGUCCCGACCAGGGAUGCCCAGUGUCAUGGACCCCUCCCGUAAAAGGCCUGCCCCCCAGCAGAUCCAGCAGGUCCAACAGCAGCGCAACCAACAUACCAAGAAGAAGAAGAUGGCGGAUAAGAUUUUACCUCAGAGGAUCCGGGAGCUGGUGCCAGAGUCUCAGGCCUACAUGGACCUGCUGGCGUUUGAGAGGAAGCUGGACCAGACCAUCAUGAGGAAACGCCUGGACAUCCAGGAGGCACUCAAGAGACCCAUCAAGCAAAAGCGAAAACUUCGUAUCUUCAUAUCCAACACGUUCAACCCUGCCAAGCCCGACGCAGAAGACGGAGAGGGCACUGUUGCAUCAUGGGAAUUGCGUGUCGAAGGACGCCUGCUUGAAGAUACUGCUGUGUCUAAGUAUGAAGCAACCAAGCAGAAGAGAAAGUUCUCUUCCUUCUUCAAGUCUCUGGUCAUCGAGUUGGACAAGGACCUAUAUGGGCCUGACAAUCACUUGGUCGAGUGGCACAGGACUGCGACCACUCAGGAGACAGACGGCUUCCAGGUGAAGAGACCAGGUGAUGUAGGGGUACGCUGCACUGUCCUGCUGAUGCUGGACUACCAGCCCCCUCAGUUCAAGUUGGACCCUCGCCUGGCCCGUAUGUUGGGGAUCCACACCCAGACCAGGCCGGUCAUCAUCCAGGCCCUCUGGCAGUAUGUUAAGACCCACAAGCUGCAGGACCCCCACGAGAGAGAGUUCAUCAACUGUGACAAGUACCUGCAGCAGAUCUUUGAGACUCAGCGUAUGAAGUUCUCUGAGAUCCCCCAGCGUCUCCAUGCUCUCCUGAUGCCUCCAGAACCCAUCAUCAUUAACCAUGUCAUCAGUGUGGAUCCCAACGACCAGAAGAAGACGGCCUGCUAUGACAUCGAUGUGGAGGUGGACGACACUCUGAAGACACAGAUGAACUCCUUCCUCCUAUCCACCGCCAGCCAGCAGGAGAUCGCUGGCCUGGACAACAAGAUCCAUGAGACCAUAGAGACCAUCAACCAGCUGAAGACCCAGAGAGAGUUCAUGUUGAGCUUCGCCAGAGACCCCCAGGGCUUCAUCAACGACUGGCUGCAGUCACAGUGCCGGGACCUCAAGACUAUGACUGAUGUGGUUGCGAACCCAGAAGAAGAGAGGAGAGCUGAGUUCUAUUUCCAACCCUGGGCCCAGGAGGCUGUAUGUCGUUACUUCUACUCCAAGGUCCAGCAGAGGCGCCAGGAGCUGGAACAAGCCCUGGGAAUCAGAAACACCUAGACAAGAUUAUGUCAAAGAAAAGCAGGUUAACGGAGGAAAACAAGUGACUGUUGUCUCUGGGAGGACGAAAAGAGACGUUUUUGGACGUUCAUAUUUAUAAAUACACUGCUGAUUUUUUUUUUUUUUUGCUAAACGCUUAGAUAAACAUCUUAGAUAUAGACUGCUUUACUAUUGAUGGUAACUGUAGGAUAUAUUUUAACAUCAACUAGCAGCUGUUAUGAUUAUGUAUAAAUGUUUGAUUGCUACUUACUCUUUUAUAUUUGUCCCACUAAAAUAUAUUUUGACUUAUUUUCUCUCAAUGGUCAAUCUCUGUUUAAUCCCUAAAGCAUUUAUUUUCUGUGCUGAACUCUCUCACAGAUCUUGAGUCUAUAUUCAGGCCUAAGUGAGUUUGAAAUUACCCCCAAGCUAAGUAUUGAUGCUACUUCACAAUAACUAAUAUUGGGAAUUUUAAGUAGGGGCCAUGGUGAAAAAGCAUUGGGUUAAUUUUAAAUGCUUGGACUAUCUACCCCACUCUGAGUCCAAACUAACUGAUCAGGUGAUAGCCUACGCACACUACCAUUCUGCCUUUGGUCUGGAAUUGAUAUUCAGUGUUUGUUUGCUAUUGAUAGGGUUGUGUGAGUAUUCAGUGGCCUUCUAUUGCCCCGUUGGCUGUUCCUUUCUUACCAAGAUUAUUUUAAAUGCUUCUGGAAUGUUGUCAGAAAUUCUACUUUUAGAAUCUUGUGUGCUUCAAAAUUCCCCUAUGAACACUUCGAAGCAUGGUGAUCACACCUAUGUUGAUUAGUUAACCAUUUAAGUGGCCUUUUCAUUUUAAACUAUUUUGGAGGAGCUUUGUUUUUUUUGUAUAUUAAAAAAAAAAAAAAAUGAAAGUAAUGAAGUCUUGUUAGUUAGAAGUAAAGAAUAUUAAGGAAGUAGUGUUUAGUAGUAAUGAUCUCAAGUCUAUCUAGUUUUUGUAAAUAAUGAGCAGAAUAAUCUGAUGUGAAGGGGAAAAUGUCUGUUUUUUUAAAGGACAUACCAUCAUUUUGACUCAUUGUCUAAUGCUCCGUUUGCCUAAGACGUUCCCCUUCAAGUGACCCCAAUGGUUUAAUCCAGAACAUUCUCUAUAACCUAGCAGCAAGUUGCAGUUGUGGAAGAGGGAGAACAAGGUUUUAGGCUUUUACUGUUCGGUUCAGAUUAAUUCCUCUGGGUUUUCAUCCUUUAUUUGUUAGUGUGCAGAAGGCUAUCAACACCUGAGGAAGAGAAGCAUAGAGCUCGGUUCACUUUUUAGCUGUGACAGUCACGAAUUUCAGCUUUUUUGCUAGUAUGGCAGAAGGCUUUAGGCUUGUAGGUAUUUCUGUUUAGAUGUGACAUGUAGAGGAUGUAAGAAGCGUUAUCGUUAGCCUCAAUUCAGUAUCAGUUCAGUAGUUAAUUUAAAUACAUCUAUUUUCAAUGGGUAUUUUCAUAUUUUUUUUUCAAUAUUGAGUGUAAUUUCAAUCAACGUUCUGAUUUAAUGCUGAAUUGACCCCAAAACAUGUAAAAGGAUGAUACUGAAGACUGAUUUUAAAUCUUCAGACAUGAAUUGUAUUUUUUAUUUCAUGGACCAAACCUAUUUUCUUCCUGUAUGUUUGAACCCUAUGCUAUAAUAAAGGAUAUCGUCAAUGAUAA
This is a messenger RNA of Salmo salar (Atlantic salmon), 3243 nucleotides long. Its product is annotated as SWI/SNF-related matrix-associated actin-dependent regulator of chromatin subfamily D member 1. The record is from RefSeq and is a predicted model, not a curated record. Lineage: Eukaryota; Metazoa; Chordata; Actinopteri; Salmoniformes; Salmonidae.